Cylindrotheca closterium is the source of this 2257-nucleotide messenger RNA. NCBI's taxonomy places the organism in Eukaryota, Bacillariophyta, Bacillariophyceae, Bacillariales, Bacillariaceae. The record is from the annotation of a GenBank genome assembly.
CACCAAAGAUCCGAAAAAGAAACGCCGUUCCGUUGCGCGCAUCGACCCGGAAACUCUCACACGGAUGGUGAAGCACAUUCUUUCGUUUUCUCAAGCUCUUUCUUGGGGCACCAAGGAACUAAGACAAAACGGAAAGACUGAGACAAUCACAUUCCCAAGACUCACAAGAACACACCCAGUGGAAGUGAUGUUUAUGGAUUACGCAAGAAAGGAGGCAGAGCUCAAGGGAAUUGAGUUCAACGAGGAGCGUCAACCACCUCAACACACAACCUACUACCUCCUUGUCAAGCAUUUGACACCAAAGGCUGAGAAAAGUAUCACUUGUAUUGACUAUGUCCAGGAUAUCUUGGUGAAUGUUCAAGUGACUGGGCUUACAACAAUUAUUGAGCAAGUCGUUGCCCCAACUCAGCAGAAGGCAAUGCAGCGAUACGUGUUAGUCCUUCAAAACUUUCUGAAGUACCAAUAUGAUGGGCACCUUGAAGAAGGAUCAGUAAUUUGUUCCCACAGCAUCAACUAUGGCCUAAGAUUGGAACAACAAAGUUAUGAAGGCAAUAACUCAUCAAACUGUGUUCAAAUCCAAGGCAUCAAACAUUGCCCCGCGUGCAAGUUUGUUGAGUACUUCAUGCGUGUUAUACUUCCUGGUGAAGUGAAGGAAAAUCAAAGCUCAGCAAACAGUGCCAGCGUUGAAGAUGCAUUGGACUACAUUGAAGACUCGCUUGAUUGCUUCCAUCGCUACCAAGCUCAUUGUGUACGAGUGAAAAGUCAACAAAAAGCAAUUCAGCAAGUAGAUCUUAAACUCAAAGAGGAGGUGUUGAGGAGGAAACAACGCGGCACAACAGUAAAAAUUACAAUGGACUUCAAGCAAAAGCUCUUGGAAAAAAGGUUGCGUUCAAGCCAAAUGAAUGACUUUGGACAGCGAGGUAACAGUUGGCAUAUUGGUGUCAUAGAGUAUUAUGACUUUGAAGCGCCGUGUCAAGCCAAUGGCAAUACAGCCCAAGCAGUUCCCAUGAUGUUCCCACUUGAUCAAAUUCUUGAUACCGGGAAUAAACAAGACGGACUCUGUGUGUUGUCAAUGCUAGAAGCGAUGAUGAAAAUUGUCACAGUGCAGUUCCACUUUGUCGAGAGAAUUAUAUUGGCUAGUGACAAUGCCAAUUGUUAUCACAGUAAGGAACUGAUCUUCCCCAUCUGCUUUCUCAAUCAGCUAUCAAGCAGCCCAAAGAUUAUCAAGUACAUUCACCCUGAUUCACAGGAUGGAAAGGGUUUGUGCGAUUCUCAUGCAGCGGUUGCUGGGACUCAUGUGGAUCGGCACUAUAUUCGCACCCAAAAGGACGAUACGCUCACAAAGAACGAAGCUUGUACGCCUACAGAACUCGCCAACGCAUUAUGUACCAAUGGCAGGAUAAACCAGCUCUCCAGGGGAGGGGAAAUCGGUAUGGAGCUUGUUCGUUUGGGGUUCGGAACAGAGAUGUUUGAUUUCCGAUUGUCGUUGGUCUGCGCAAUGGAUGUAGGUGUUUUUAUCCCCACAAGCAGUGGGAGUUUUCGGGCCACCCGUUGUGUAUGCGGAGAUCGGGUCUGCAGAGAAAGCCAGCAGAGGUUCAAGAAGAUGAAUGAUGCUAGGGGCGGUUUUUUCACAGUCCCUGCGGAGGUUGGAAGUCGCAAAGAAGCAGGAGGGAGCGGAAGAGGAAGAGGAGCAUCAUUUGCAGCAGAGAAACGGAAGAUGAUUGACAUGCAUGUCAGUGGAAAACCAAUUCCGAACGGUCGAUGCUUUGUUGCAAUGCUGCAUUUUUCACCAAUCAUUCUGAAGUCCAAGUGCAUGAGAAGAAGAGGCAAGGAUUACACAUACUGUUGGCUCUUGAGGCAAAGGGUUAGCGGCGAGUUGGAAGAUGUGGUAGCGCCAAAUUAUCCUCUGGUAGAUGUGCUGCGAGAUGUGAGGGAAACUGAAAAGGCCCACAGUGAAAGGCCUGUUUACACUGCUGCAUCAAAGAGAAGUACGGAAGAGAUCGUUCGGCUUUUUGUCGGGGACAGAACAAAGAUGACCCAAGCCGAAAAGAAAAGGAUGAGGGACUUUUCUCAUUUCAUGAGAAGACAGAUCAAGAAUGGAAGGCGACUCCCCUUGGAGAAGGAAGCACGAUUGGAACAAAUUGGAUUCUUCCGUAAAUUCCCAGUGGACAUUGUAGAGGCAGCAGGUCUGCACAUGAAUGAAGGUAAAGGGUUGUUAGAGGAACCUAGAAAACAACAUGCAACCGAGAGAAUUUAG